Messenger RNA from Mesoplodon densirostris (Blainville's beaked whale), 693 nucleotides. RefSeq names its product DnaJ heat shock protein family (Hsp40) member B8 (gene DNAJB8). The transcript has a single exon. The record is from RefSeq and is a predicted model, not a curated record. Gene Ontology annotation, cellular component: cytosol; endoplasmic reticulum membrane. NCBI's taxonomy places the organism in Eukaryota, Metazoa, Chordata, Mammalia, Artiodactyla, Ziphiidae. Bases 1 to 693 code for a protein of 230 amino acids. Gene Ontology annotation, biological process: positive regulation of proteasomal ubiquitin-dependent protein catabolic process; protein refolding. Gene Ontology annotation, molecular function: Hsp70 protein binding; ATPase activator activity.
AUGCCUAACUACUACGAAGUGCUGGGGGUGCAGGCUAGCGCCUCCCCGGAGGACAUCAAGAGGGCCUACCGCAAGCUGGCCUUGUGCUGGCACCCCGACAAGAACCCUGACAACAAGGAGGAGGCCGAGAAGAAGUUCAAGCAGGUGUCCGAGGCCUACGAGGUCCUGUCCGACUCCAAGAAGCGCUUGGUGUACGACCGCGCAGGCUGCGACAGCUGGCGGGCCGGCACCCCCUACAGCAGCCCCUUCGACAGCGGCUACACCUUCCGCAACCCCAAGGACAUCUUCCGCGAGUUCUUCGGAGGCCUGGACCCCUUCUCCUUCAACUUCUGGGACACCCCGUUCGGCAGCGCGCACGCGGGCCGGGGCCACAGGCUGCGCGGCGCCCGCUCGGCCGGCUUCGGCGAGUUCCCGGCCCUCGUGGAGGCGUUCUCGGCCUUCAACAUCCUGGGCCGCAGCGGCGGCAGCGCCGGCCGUGCCACCUUCCCGUCUGCAUCCUUCGCCGGCUCUGGCUCGGGCAGCUUGGGCGUCAAGUCGGUGAUGUCGUCCACCGAGAUGGUCAACGGACGCAAGAUCACCACCAAGCGCAUCGUGGAGAACGGGCAGGAGCGCGUGGAGGUGAGGGAGGGAGGGCGGCUCAAGUCGCUGACCGUCAACGGCAAGGAGCAGCUCAAACGGGUGGACAGCAAGUAG